CUUACCCAGUUAUGACAUACUUACACACAUAGACCACAUCGAUUCGCUUUGGUGGCAUUGCUUCACACGAGGCUGAUCCUUGAUAGCAUUUGUAAUAAAGACCAUAAUGUUGCAGUGAAAACGAGCUCCUUACUGAGACUUCUAAGCAAGCGCUGACUUCUUUUUUAGGCUCACUGUCAAGCUAUCUGGUCUACAACUGGAUCAACAUGGGAGACUUCGAGAGAACUUUGGCCGUCAUCAAACCGGAUGCGAUGAAACACAAGGACACAAUCAUCCGUCACAUAAAAGAUGCCGGUUUUGUCAUUGUUCAAUCGAGAAUAGUGACCGAGAGUGCACCGAGAUCUUUGCGUGCCAUGUUUGCUGACAGUCACGACGAGCUUCGCAACGCAAUUCACGGAAGUGAGAACAGCACAAGUGCGCGCUUUGAAAUACACUUUUUCUUUCCGAAUGUUUUAUUGGAACCUGUUUUCAACGAGGAAAAGUUAAACAACUACCUUCGCGCAAUGGUGAAUCCCGUUCUGAUGCAAGGCCUUUACGCUAUGGCAAAGGAACGGCCAAAAAAUCCAGUGAUUUGGUUGUCAAACUGGCUUCUAUUGAACAAUCCCUACAAGCCGCAGAUUACAUCGGUUCUAUCUGAUGCGCUGUAUGGUAUCAACACUAAGCCGGAAUUGAUUUCUGAAGAUCGCAAGGCAGCAACAAUGUUUGACCACAUGGGAGCACAGUCCCAGUGUGAUUGUUGUGAGUAUAAGGAUAACGGCAUUUGUGCUUGCUCCUCAUUAUCGAUAAUCGCUGAAGAGAACUGACUUGUUUGAUUUGUAUACCAUAAUAAAAAACACU
Aedes albopictus (Asian tiger mosquito) is the source of this 837-nucleotide messenger RNA. RefSeq names its product nucleoside diphosphate kinase homolog 5-like. The record is from RefSeq and is a predicted model, not a curated record. Gene Ontology annotation, cellular component: cilium. Lineage: Eukaryota; Metazoa; Arthropoda; Insecta; Diptera; Culicidae. Gene Ontology annotation, biological process: cilium movement; negative regulation of oxidative stress-induced intrinsic apoptotic signaling pathway.